Messenger RNA from Chelmon rostratus (copperband butterflyfish), 1377 nucleotides. RefSeq lists its product as uncharacterized. The transcript has 7 exons. Lineage: Eukaryota; Metazoa; Chordata; Actinopteri; Chaetodontiformes; Chaetodontidae. The coding region runs from base 214 to 903 and encodes 229 amino acids. Gene Ontology annotation, cellular component: membrane. The record is from RefSeq and is a predicted model, not a curated record.
AAUUAAUUUUAAAACGGAUGAUAUUUUUGAAAUGACGCUUUUAUUUUGAAGAAAUCAAACAGGCAACAGGAAGUAUCAGAUGUAUUGUCGCUGUGUGAGAUCAGCAUAAAGCAGACUGUUGCAGAUUCAGGAAAUCAUAAACCAGGACGAGCCAGUUUCCCAGCCGGAUUAAUAAAGACCUGCGUAGAUCCAUCCAUCCAACCAUCAGGAGAGAUGUCCAUCACUGUGGUCAAAAACAAGGGAGUGACUGUGGUCACUGUGGCAAGUGACAGUGAGAGCACGCUACCACCGCUGUGCCAGAUCCUCAAGAGUCUUUGCUACAGUCCAGCGUGCUGCUCAGUGUACGAGGGACUCACGCAGACCAAUGUGGUCUCAGCUCUUGGGACUGUACUGAUCAUGGUGGGCCUGUUCAACAUUGGACUCGGGCCGGGUCGAAUCAGCCAUCAUCCUGAUGAUUUUGCUCAUUUGGGAGUUGCUUACUGGCUGGGUGGUGUGUACAUCGCAGCUGGACUCGUGUCAGUUUUGGCUGGCCGGUUCCCCUCUCUUUGCUCGGUGGGCUUCGCCGUGUUCAUGAACAUAAUCGGAGCCAUCAUGUCCAUCUUUGGCAUUGUGAUGUACGCCAUAGACAUAGGAGAUGGAGAAUGGAUUACCAGGAUGUGUGACGAUAGACGCACUUAUGAAGAACACUGCAUAUAUAUGGCGUACUAUUACCAGCGCAUGGUGCUGGACAUGGACAUUACUAUGAUUGUCCUGGCUGCUCUCCAGCUGUGUGUCUGCGUUAGCCUCUCUGUUCUUGGCAUCAAGGCUGUGCUCGGCAGGAAGAAGGUCGAGCAGGGCGACAGAGAUGUUGAGAUUUACCAGCCGCUGUUGACCGAAGACCUCUUGACCAGCCCUGGUGCUUAAAACCAGUUCAUCCAAACACAAACCUGUACGAGUAAGAACAAGCAUGAUCGUAAUCCUUGUAAUCAUUUUUCCUACAACCUUUAUUCCAAAAAAGUAGAGACGCUGUGUAAAAUUAAAAAAAAAAAAAAAAAGCAACCAUUUGUGAACUAAAUGUGUUUCCUGACAGCGGUCACAGAGAUUUACAAAAAUCAAUGAAGCUGGUGAGGUCAGACAUUUUAUAUAUUGUAUCUCCAGAGAGUUCAUCACUCCUUUAUUUGUUUGUACACAGCGGCCCAACUUUUUGGAAUCGGGCUACAUAUAUCAGCUGAACAUAAUCAAACCUGCUUUAAUCACCAAGACUACAAUUUUAUGUUGAAGAGGAAAAUCUGUCUGUAUUGUGGCACAGUGUGAUUGCAAAUGUGUUUCUAUCAGCUUGUGAAUGAUGUUUCAAAGUCUAUUUGCUUGAAUAAAAAGAAACGUUGACAGCUGUACAAA